This is a messenger RNA of Aspergillus novofumigatus IBT 16806, 2586 nucleotides long. It is a transcript of the gene glpV, whose product is annotated as glycogen phosphorylase. The record is from RefSeq and is a predicted model, not a curated record. The transcript is spliced from 9 exons. Bases 1 to 2586 code for a protein of 861 amino acids. Gene Ontology annotation, biological process: glycogen catabolic process. Gene Ontology annotation, cellular component: cytoplasm. NCBI's taxonomy places the organism in Eukaryota, Fungi, Ascomycota, Eurotiomycetes, Eurotiales, Aspergillaceae. Gene Ontology annotation, molecular function: glycogen phosphorylase activity; pyridoxal phosphate binding.
AUGUCCAAUGAACGUCGCGAGAGAAGGCCCUCUGUCGGAGCCCCGAUGCCCCUCCAAGGCCCUGUCGGCCCUGGCUUCAGCCGGCCGAAGCACAAGCGCACCUACACCGGUUUUGGACCUGCAGAAAUUAAGAGCGUCGAGGCCAGUAUUCCAGAGCCAUUGAGAGAAGCAUGGAAAAAGCAUUCUGCUACGGGUUUCACGAACAAGGAUGAGUUUGAGAAAGAACUGGUCCGUCAUGUGGAAACCACACUCGCGCGGUCGCUGUACAAUUGCGAUGAAUUGGCCGCGUAUUCGGGCACUGCGCUCGCUUUCAGAGAUCGUUUGAUUAUUGACUGGAAUAAGACGCAGCAGCGUCAAUCUUUCGCCGACCAGAAGAGGGUCUAUUACCUUUCUCUUGAAUUUCUCAUGGGCAGAGCAUUAGACAAUGCGAUGCUUAAUGUCGGGAUGAAGGAUGCUGCCCGGGAUGGGUUGAAGGAUCUCGGUUUUCGAAUUGAGGACGUCAUCAACCAGGAGCAUGAUGCCGCUCUGGGAAAUGGAGGCUUGGGGCGUCUGGCCGCGUGCUUCCUUGAUAGUAUGGCGACACUGAACUAUCCAGCCUGGGGCUACGGAUUGCGGUACAGAUACGGUAUCUUCAAACAGGAGAUUGUGGAUGGCUAUCAGGUCGAGAUUCCUGACUACUGGCUCGAUUUCAACCCCUGGGAAUUCCCCGGCACGAUAUCACUGUUGAUAUCCAAUUCUAUGGACGGUGAAGCCGUUCAAGCUGUGGCCUAUGAUGUCCCGAUCCCAGGAUAUGGGACUCGCACGACGAACAACCUCCGACUGUGGUCGAGCAAGGCAGCCAGUGGCGAGUUCGAUUUCCAGAAGUUCAAUGCCGGUGACUACGAGAGUGCAGUCGCGGACCAACAGCGUGCAGAGACUAUCUCAGCCGUGCUUUAUCCCAACGACAACCUCGAGAGAGGAAAAGAGCUGAGACUGAAGCAGCAGUACUUCUGGUGCGCUGCCUCGCUCUAUGACAUUGUCCGGAGGUUCAAGAAGGCAAAGAGAGCAUGGAGCAAGUUCCCAGAGCAGGUUGCAAUCCAGCUCAAUGACACCCACCCUACGCUUGCUAUCGUUGAGUUGCAGCGCAUACUGAUAGAUCAGGAGGGUCUCGAGUGGGACGAAGCGUGGACAAUAGUAACCAAGACCUUUGGCUACACAAACCAUACUGUCCUGCCGGAAGCGUUGGAGAAAUGGUCUGUGCCUCUGAUGCAGAACCUACUGCCCAGACACCUCGAGAUUAUCUACGACAUCAACCUGUUCUUUUUGCAGUCCGUGGAAAAGAGGUUUCCCAACGAUAGGGAAAUGCUGUCCCGCGUAUCCAUUAUCGAGGAAUCACACCCCAAGAUGGUCAGAAUGGCACACAUUGCCAUCAUCGGAUCGCACAAGGUCAACGGUGUUGCUGAACUGCACUCGGACUUAAUCAAGACGACAAUCUUCAAAGACUUUGUGAAAAUCUAUGGACCAGACAAAUUCACCAACGUCACCAACGGAAUCACUCCUCGACGCUGGCUCCACCAGGCCAAUCCGCGCCUAUCCGACUUGAUUGCUUCGAAGCUUGGGGGCUACGACUUUUUGAAAGACCUGACACUUCUCGAUCAGCUCGAAGCUUAUGUCGACGACAAGGCCUUCCGAUCAGAAUGGGCAGAGAUCAAGACUGCCAACAAGCUGCGACUCGCUAAGCAUAUCAAAGACACCACGGGCUACAGCGUGAAUCCGAAUGCACUGUUCGACGUCCAAGUAAAGCGGAUCCAUGAGUACAAGCGCCAGCAGCUCAAUAUAUUCGGUGUCAUCCAUCGCUAUUUGACCAUCAAAGCCAUGUCGAAGGAGGAGAGAGAGAAACUCGUGCCCCGAGUGUCUAUCUUUGGCGGGAAGGCUGCACCAGGUUACUGGAUGGCUAAGACGAUUAUCCACCUGAUUAACAAAGUUGCGGCAGUUGUGAACAAUGAUGCCGAUGUCGGUGAUCUACUGAAAGUCAUCUUCAUUGAAGAUUACAACGUCAGCAAGGCAGAAAUCAUCUGUCCGGCAUCAGACAUUAGUGAACAUAUCUCCACUGCAGGCACAGAAGCCAGCGGGACCAGUAACAUGAAGUUUGUUCUCAACGGGGGUUUGAUCAUCGGAACCUGUGAUGGAGCUAAUAUCGAGAUUACGCGUGAGAUUGGGGAGCAGAAUAUCUUCUUGUUCGGGACAUUGGCGGAGGAUGUCGAGGAGCUCCGUCAUCGCCACUUCUAUGGCGAGUUCCAGCUCGAUCCUCACCUGUCCAAGGUCUUCGAGGCGAUCCGCAGCGAUAUGUUUGGUGACGCCAGCAACUUCUCUGCGCUCAUGUCCGCAAUUGCCGAACACGGCGACUAUUAUCUGGUCUCUGACGAUUUCAAUUCAUACAUCACAACGCAGGAGAUUGUGGAUGAAGCGUUCAAGAACCAAGAUGAAUGGAUAGCUAAGUCUAUCACUAGCGUGGCGCGGAUGGGAUUCUUCUCUACUGAUCGGGUGAUCAGUGAGUAUGCGGACAGUAUCUGGAACAUUGAGCCUUUGGAAGUCAGAGAUGAUUAA